Molecule: messenger RNA, 1562 nt
Organism: Quercus robur (English oak)
Lineage: Eukaryota; Viridiplantae; Streptophyta; Magnoliopsida; Fagales; Fagaceae
Product: TMV resistance protein N-like
Exons: 3
Coding region: 205-939 (244 amino acids)
Biological process (GO): signal transduction
Source: RefSeq, a predicted model, not a curated record
UACAAUUCACCGGAUCCCAAACCUACUUUCUUCUCCCAAGACCCUAGCCACAGACCCGAGACAGAGAGAGAAUCACAUCAAGUCAUCAACGACGCGCGCGCUUGUCCUCCCUCCGGCCAGUCCUCCACCUCCGUCACGAGGCAGAUCGGCCCUGUGUUGAUUUCGAUCUUGACUUGCUCCUUUGCUUCUCUGUGCGUUGCAACCAUGGGUCGUGACAUUACUCUAUUCUUAUCGGUCCUUGCUCCUUUGCUCCUCUGUGCGUUGCAACCAUGGAUACCUCAAUUUGGUCUGUGUGCUGCAACCUUGACUCAUUCCGAGGGCCAAAAAAAUUUUGAUAGACAUAAAUAUGAUGUCUUCGUUAGUUUUUGUGGGAAAGAUACCCGCACGAACUUUACCGCCCAUCUCUUAGACGCUUUUGACCGUAAAGGGAUUGGUGCUUAUAUGGAUAACCGAGACCUCCCUAGAGGGGGAGAGAUUGAAUCCGAGAUAUUCAACGCAAUUGAGAAGUCAAGGAUUGCAGUUAUUGUGUUCUCCAAAAACUAUGGUACUUCGCGUUGGUGCCGUGAUGAGCUGAUGAAGAUCAUGGAAUGCAAAAGGCGGUUCAAUCAAAGGGUGAUCCCUGUUUUCUAUCUUGUGUCUCCAUCCAAGGUGUCAGAACAGAUGGGAAAUUUUGCGGAGGCUGUAAAGUUGGCAGGCUGGCAUUUUGAACCAGAUGGUUGCAGGCUAGAGACUGAAUUUAUUGGAGAAAUUGUCGAAACCAUUUGGAAAAUUCUACGUGGGGAAUCACCUAUCAGUACCAUUCCACUCUGUUGUCAGAAUCGUGUUCAAAAUGCUAGAUUGAGAUCAAUUCACCUGACGUCUAGGACGUGCAGGCCCACGAAUGAUUGCAAAUCGUGCUUGAAGUACUCCAAACGCACGCUCUACAUCCUUCCUUGUUGACUCCUGAGUUGUAGCAAAAAGACUAUUCUUUCUACCCAGUGGAACGGAGAUUGUCUUUACAAAAGUAGACCAUGAAGGAUAUAUACCAUCAGCAAGAUAAUAUCCCAUUGUAUAAUCAUGUCCAUUGAUUGAGUAAUUCACCGAAGGUGCACGACCUUGAGCAAGGUUGGUAAAUAUAAAAGAACGGUCUAGCACGUUGAUGUCAUUAUAAGACCCAGGUAACCCAAAAAAUGCAUGCCAUAUCCAAAGAUCAUAUGAUGCUGCUGCUUCUAAAAUAAUUGUUGGCUCAUGACUAUGACCAGUAUAGUGACAUUUCCACCCCGAUGGGCAAUUCUUCCAUUUCCAGUGCAUGCAAUCAAUGCUUCCUAGCAUCCCUGGAAAUCCACGCCUUUCACCAACUCUUAGCAACCUAGCAAUGUCAUUGCUAUUUGGAGACCUCAAGUACUCUGUAGAAUAAAUAUCGACUAUGGCUUCAACAAAUUUUUUGAGACUCUCUAUUGCAGUGCUUUCUCCAAUUCUCACAUAUUCAUCUGUAAAAUCUGCCGCUACUCCAUACGCAAGCAUCCUUAGUGCGGCAGUCAUCUUCUGAAGGGAAGACAAACCAAGCAAUCCGGUAGCAUUUC